AUGGACGUUGUCAUCUACCGGGACCUUCUCGAGGGCCUCGGCUACGCCGUGGAAAUCGCCAACACGCGCGAACACCCGACGCCCAAGUCUGCGGCGGCCGGCGUGGCCGACAUCCAGGUGCUGUUCGAGAGGCUGCACCACCCGUGGCUCGUGGUCGGGCGCUACAACAUGUUCGUCAUCAACCACGAGAUCAAGCACGAGAUAAGGCUCUACCGCCUGCUCGACGCCAUUGUGUGCAAGUCGAUGGUGGCCAAGAAGCUGGUCGACCGCCACCUCCGGAACUACGCCCGGCGGCGCUCGCCGCUCGACCUCGACGUCUUCUACGUCGGGCACACCUCGGCCGACCCGCGCGAGAAGCUCGCCAGCCUCCCCGCCGUAGAGCAGGACUUCACCCAGUUCAUCCACGUCGGCGGCAAGUCGAUCAACAAGGGGUCGGACGUGGUGUACGACACCUGGCGGAAGCACCCCGAGUGGCCCAGGCUCCACCUGGUCGACUUCAAGCACAGCGAGCGCUACUUCCGCGCGGAGCACGAGUGCGCCGACUGCGCCUACAACUCCUGGCCCAACAGGACCGGGGUCAUGGUCCAAGAGAACUUGAUCAUCUAUACCGAGCGCCUGGCCGACGAGGAGCUGCUUCGGCUCCAGCAGUCGUCGGGCGUUCACCUGUGCCCGAGCCGCGAGGAGGGCUUCGGCCACUACAUCAACGAGGCCCGCGCCCUGGGCGCGCUGGUCAUGACCACCAACUGGGCGCCCAUGAACGACAUGGUGCAGGACCACUUCGGCGUGCUCAUCCCGUGCCAGCUCACCUCGACCUCGCUCUAUCAGUCGUCUCUGCCCGGCAACCAGGCCUGCCGCGUCGGCCCGACCGACCUGGAGAAGGCCAUGGAGAAGUACUUCGGCCUCAUCAGCAAGAAGACCAACAACGAAAACGACAACAACAACAACAACGACAAGAACGAAAACGACGACCAGCUCAGGUUGGACAAGGUGCGCUCGAUGGGCGAGUUCGCGCGUGUGCGAUUCGAGGACGACCGCGACGACUUCCGGGACCGCAUGCAGAAUCUGUUCGGCAAGGUGCUGCCCCAGAUGGUGCUCACCCACCAAAAUGUACACAACGACGAUAUCAAUGUAGAACAGUAA
Messenger RNA from Acanthamoeba castellanii str. Neff, 1140 nucleotides. RefSeq names its product glycosyl transferase, group 1 family protein. Bases 1 to 1140 code for a protein of 379 amino acids. The record is from RefSeq and is a predicted model, not a curated record. Lineage: Eukaryota; Discosea; Longamoebia; Acanthamoebidae. The transcript has 3 exons. Gene Ontology annotation, molecular function: glycosyltransferase activity.